GAGAGGUACGUCACAGUGUGGAGUACUGCAUUACUAACCUUGGAAAUUAUUUAUUGCUGGUUAAUAAGUAACUAACUCAUUCAGUCAGUAUGCAUCACUGGUAAAACGCCGCAAAGACGAUUGGGGACUUGAAAACUAUAUUUUGCAGUAUCACUCCUUCCUGUUGAAAUGUACUAUGGAAGUUGUUCAAAAUGAAGACGGUCAAACUUUGAGGUACGAAGUGAAUCGACCAAUCUUCAAUGAAGCCCUCCUCCAGGCUCAGCUACAUAACAAGGAAAUAGAAAGCAAGACAGUUUGCCAAAAGUUGUCACACCAUUUUCAAUGUUCCAGUAAAAGAGCCAGAUCUCUUCUGUAUACAUUUAUUCCAAUUUUAAAAUGGCUACCAAGAUAUCCUGUGAAGGAAUAUUUGCUGGGAGACGUUAUAUCUGGUUUAAGUACAGCAGUCAUGCAGCUGCCUCAAGGUUUAGCCUAUGCUCUUCUUGCAGCAGUACCCCCUGUGUAUGGCCUUUAUUCUUCAUUCUAUCCUGUGUUUUUAUACACCUUCUUUGGAACAUCCAGACAUAUAUCCAUAGGUACAUUUGCUGUGAUAAGUCUAAUGGUUGGUGGUGUCACAGUACAACAUGUCCCAGAUGAAAUAUACGAUACUGCAGCUGAAAAUUUUACUAAUAGUAGUAGCACUGCUGAAGACAUAGGAGUCAGGAGAGUAAAAGUGGCUGCAGCCGUUACAUUUCUUUCAGGAAUCAUUCAGUUUUGCUUUGGACUUCUUCAGUUUGGGUUUGUGGCCAUCUAUUUAGCAGAGCCUCUCGUACGAGGAUUCACCACAGCUGCAGCAGUACAUGUUUUUGUAUCACAACUGAAGUAUUUAUUUGGAAUCAAGACAGAAAGGGCCAGUGGUCCUUUUUCCGUAAUUAAAAGUAUAGUUGCAGUGUUUUAUAAUAUAAAAAAGACCAAUUUUGCAUCAUUGAUUGUUGGAGCAAUCUGCAUGGCCGUGCUUUUUGGAGGAAAAGAAGUCAAUGACAGGUUUAAGGACAAACUGCCUGUUCCGAUCCCUAUGGAGAUCAUUGUUGUAAGUCCAGUACAUUUUCUUUGCUCUCUCUUCGGUUUUGGCUAUAGUGCUGGUGAACAUUUGGAAUCUGCCAAAAUAGAUAUAGCGGGUACCCUGCCUGUCGGACUGCGCCCUCCGGCACUUCCAGAUUUCAGUAUCCUUUCCAGUGUGUAUAUGGAUGCAAUUGCAAUAGCUGUUGUUGGCUUCUCAAUGACAAUAUCAAUGGCUAAAAUAUUUGCUCUUAAACAUGGCUACACUGUCAAUGGAAAUCAGGAACUGAUUGCCUUAGGAUUAUGCAACUCCAUUGGAUCCUUCUUCCAGACAUUUGCGAUCACCUGUUCAAUGUCACGGAGCCUUGUUCAGGAGAGCACUGGUGGAAAGACACAGGUUGCAGGGAUGUUGGCUUCACUGAUUGUAUUACUUAUCAUUGUGGCUGUUGGAUAUCUGUUUGAACCACUACCUCAGACUGUUCUAGCUGCAAUUGUAAUGGUUAAUCUGAAAGGAAUGUUUAAGCAAUUUCUGGACCUCCCUGCAUUGUGGAAAAGUAGUAGAAUUGAACUGGCUAUUUGGCUUGUGGCCUUUGUUGCGUCUGUCCUCCUGGGAUUAGAGUAUGGUCUGCUCAUUGCCAUUGGAUUUGCCAUUGUCAGUGUCAUUUACAGAAGUCAAAGUCCACAGUAUAGACUCUUGGGACAGAUUCCAAAUACAGACAUCUACUGUGAUAUAGAAAAGUAUGAAGAGGUGAAAGAAAUUCCAGGAGUAAAAAUAUUCCAAGCAAAUACCUCGCUUUACUUUGCCAAUAGUGAACUUUAUGUGAAUGCAUUAAGACAAAAGACUGGAGUUGAUCCCUGCGCCAUACAGUCUGCAGAGAGAAAAGCACUGAAAAAGCAUGCUAGAGAAGUGAAGCAGCAAACAAAGGACAAAAAACAAGCAGUUAUAAACCUGAGUAACAGUGCUGAAGAGACAGCUGCAAAACAUGACCAGAUGGGUGGUGAUCUUGUAAAGCGCCAAAAAAAUGGGAACAGCCUCCAUUCUGAAGGUAGCUUGCAUGAUGUUUCUGAUGAGCUUGAGACCUUCAUGAAGCCUGUGAUUGAUACACACUGCAUCAUAUUAGACUUCUGUCAAGUUAACUUCAUCGACUCGGUUGGUGCAAAAACUCUAAAAAAUGUAAUAAAGGAGUAUGAAGAAGUAAAUGUACUGAUAUACGUGAGUGGGUGCAGUGGGCCAGUUAUGGAAGACCUGAACAGACUUAAGUUUUUUGAAAAGUCCAGCAGAGAAAUAUUUUUCAGUGGAAUCCAUGAUGCAGUCCUCAACUAUCAGUUGAGAACAUCUAUUGCUGGUGCACUUUCUGAAGAUCCUAACAUUCUUGCCUUAGACAGGCAAACUGUGCUUUAAAUGCACUCUAGAUGGACAUUUCUAUGUUCCUAUAUUAUGGCCAAAAUAUUUCUAUAUGUGAACAACUGGAUUUAAAAUGUUCCAUGUCCUUUCCUAGAUGGCUGCCUUGCUGAAUCAGUGUAAUAUUGUGAUUUCUUUGAGGCGGUGGAUUCUGUCAAAGGAGUCUAGACCAUAGGUUCACUACUGCUGUAAUUUUUUACAGCUUAUUUUAAAACAGAACUUUUAACUGGAAGUAUUUUAAAAUUAAUAACUUGAGCACUAUUAUUUAAUAAUUUGUAGAUUAAAUAUGGUACUAUGCUUGAAUAACUUAUUGCUGCUAAUUGUCUUUUUUCCCUACAUAUAGAGUUAUUUUGAGUAUUCUAUUCGUACAUGGUGUUAAUAGAACUUGUCAAAAAAUUGCACCUAUGGAUACAAAGCAUUUUCUAGAGCUGUAUUUUUGUAAGAGCUAUUUUUGUUUUCCUAAUGUAUAUGUGUUUUCAAACAUUAUUGUUUAAUUACAGUAUUACUGGCUGAAGCUUCA
This is a messenger RNA of Protopterus annectens (West African lungfish), 2957 nucleotides long. It is a transcript of the gene SLC26A5, whose product is annotated as solute carrier family 26 member 5. The record is from RefSeq and is a predicted model, not a curated record. The transcript has 21 exons. Lineage: Eukaryota; Metazoa; Chordata; Ceratodontiformes; Protopteridae. Bases 176 to 2437 code for a protein of 753 amino acids. Gene Ontology annotation, cellular component: membrane. Gene Ontology annotation, biological process: transmembrane transport. Gene Ontology annotation, molecular function: oxalate transmembrane transporter activity; bicarbonate transmembrane transporter activity; secondary active sulfate transmembrane transporter activity.